CAAAGACAAGUAGCGGAACAAAUGGGGUAAUAGAGAGAGAGAAACGAUAACAGAUGACCACAGAAGAAGAAAAGAGAUGCAAGAUCCACAAUCCGAUUCCUCCAACGCAAACCCCAUCUUACCAAAAUCUUCUCCUUCUUCUUCUUCUACCCAUAACAACAAUGGCGCUUCUCCCUUCAAGAAUACCUUAGCACCAUUACCGGCAUUCGCUGCCACAUCCUCCUCCACAAUGCAAGCUGAUCUUAGCCCCAAUCCCAAUUCCGGUGUCACCGGAGGUGGAGGAGGACACAGGAGGGCGCACUCGGAAGUCACUUUUCGGAUGCCGGAGGAUAUGAUGGAUCUGUCGUCGUCUGAUCCGUUCAACGCCGGUGGAUCGUCUACGGCUAGUUUUGAGGAGAUCGGGUCGGAGGACGACCUGUUUUACACCUACAUUGACGUUGAAAAGCUUGGUGGGAACGGUACCGGAGGAAACUGUGCGGAUCAGAGUGGUGGUGGUGAGGUUAAAACGGAAGGCAAUAAUGGUGGUGGUGGCGGUGAGGGAGAGAAGAAUUGGAGUGGGAGACCUAGGCAUCGGCAUAGCAGCUCGGUUGAUGGGUCGUCGACGUCGACUAGUGUGUUUGGGGAGAUUAUGGAUGCCAAGAAGGCUAUGCCGCCUGAUAAGCUUGCUGAACUUUGGACGAUAGAUCCCAAGCGUGCCAAAAGGAUACUGGCUAAUCGGCAGUCUGCUGCUCGCUCAAAGGAGAGGAAAGCUCGCUAUAUACAAGAACUUGAGCGAAAAGUUCAGACUCUUCAAACAGAAGCUACAACUCUAUCUGCCCAACUCACACUCUUCCAGAGGGAUACUACAGGACUGAGUACAGAAAACACAGAGCUUAAGCUUCGGUUACAAGCUAUGGAGCAACAAGCUCAGUUACGUGACGCUCUGAAUGAAGCACUUAAGAAGGAAGUUGAGAGGCUAAAGAUUGCCACAGGGGAGAUGAUGAACCAUUCUGAAUCAUUUAACAUGGGAAUGCAUCAAAUGUCAUAUAAUUCAUCAAAUUAUUUUCCAGUUCCACAACAGGGAGGACAUUCUGGCCACCAAAACAUGCAGUUGCCAUUCAAUCAUUCCCAGGCUACCAUGUCAGCUCACCAUCUUCAACAAUCAAAUUCUCAUAAUAUCACUGAAUUUUUGCAGAACGAUCCUGUUGGUCGGUUACAGGGACUUGACAUCAGUAACAAAGGUUCAUCUAUUGUGAAGUCUGAAGGUUCCUCACUCUCUGCAAGUGAAAGUAGCGCCACAUUUUGAGGCAAACUCACUGCUGACCUGCUGACUUGUCCAUGACACCUGAUCAUCUGUUCAUAGAUUGACAUCCAUCCAUUUAGAGGGGGUACUCUUAUUCCUUUCCUUUUUAUUUAAUUAAUUUGUGUCAAGGUUUAGUUCUUAAUAUUUUUUUUUUCUUAAGGGGCCAAAAAAAAAAAUCACUCGUAGAUGUUGGAAUGUUGUCUCAGGUCUUUGUUAGAUAUGAAAUUUUGUGUUCUUGGGGGUGUAAGAAACAUGUGGGUAUGAAAGGUCAUUUCCCAAUAGGAAUUUAGCAUGAUGUUAUUCCUUUCUUUGUACCUUAACUUAUUUUUUAUGCCAUGUAAACUUAUGUAUCCUUUGUGAAAUGCUGUUCAGUUUCUAUUUCAUGGAUUGGCUGAAGUGAGCUGGUUCUGUUUACAAAAAAAGAAUGUUUUUUGUUCUA
Molecule: messenger RNA, 1721 nt
Organism: Humulus lupulus (European hop)
Lineage: Eukaryota; Viridiplantae; Streptophyta; Magnoliopsida; Rosales; Cannabaceae
Product: transcription factor RF2b-like
Exons: 4
Coding region: 77-1285 (402 amino acids)
Biological process (GO): regulation of DNA-templated transcription
Cellular component (GO): nucleus
Molecular function (GO): DNA-binding transcription factor activity
Source: RefSeq, a predicted model, not a curated record